GGGGACUGAAAAAAAUGUAACACCGUCCACUAGACGUGUGCGGGAAGUCAUGUAUGAUCAGUAAGUGAAAGAGAGAGGGAUGCGUGCAUAGUGCAGUGUUUCAGCAUAUACAGCCCUGAAAGGGUGCACCCCCACACACGGGAUGCUCACCAUGAAAGUUUUGGUGUUGCUUCAGCCCAGGAACCUUUUAAGGGGUGUCCCUAGGUCCUGGGCACACAGGCUGGCGUCCUUGCAGAGCGCCUCCCAGCUUCCUGAGAAGAAGCUGCAGGCUCUGCUUUUCCCGCUGAGCGCUUUGGAAGGUCAGCUCACCGGUGGGUUCAGCAUAGCCGACUUGCAGCUGUUCGAGCCGAGCAUGGGGGAUAUCGCCAGGGCCGAGAGGCUCUUCUGCCCGUCCGCCAAACACAAGAUUGAUUACUUCUCAUCAGCAGUUAGGAUGGAUCACGCCCCAUUAAUAAGACAGCCAGAGGUGUGCUUCAUCGGCCGGAGCAACGUUGGAAAGUCAUCCCUGAUCAGAGUCCUCUUCUCUCUCGCUCCCGAGGUGGAGAUCAGAGUCUCCAAGACUCCGGGCCAUACGAAGAAGAUGAAUUUCUUCACCGUGGGCAAGGCGUUCACCUUGGUAGACAUGCCAGGCUAUGGGUACAAGGCUCCCAAGGACUUUGUGGAAAUGGUGGAAUCCUACCUGGAAACGAGGAGAAACCUGGUGAGGACCUUCCUAUUGGUCGAUGGGGCGGUGGGAAUACAGGAAGCGGACAGGGUUGCCAUAGAGAUGUGUAAUGAGUUCGGCCUUCCCUUUGUGAUAGUAAUGACAAAGAUUGACAAGAGCCGGCAGGGGACGCUGCUGAGCAAUCUGCUACAGGUGCGGGAAGUCAUCAGGACUCACACAGUCUGCUGUUACCCCCAGCCCUUCCUCGUCAGCUCCACCCAGUACACGGGGGUCCAUGUGCUGCGCUGUUUCAUCGCCCAUGUGACCGGCAACCUUCCCCUGAGCGGCGAUGUCACCGAGAAGCCUACUCGUUAAAUAAUCUCUGCUGUUAUUAGUCAUGUCUGUUCAUCCCAUCAAAGAAGCUCUCCCUAGAGGAAAUGGCAUGUAAUGCGUAGAUAUUAUAUAUUUUUUCCAAUAAAUUGUAAAGAAGA
Molecule: messenger RNA, 1134 nt
Organism: Brienomyrus brachyistius
Lineage: Eukaryota; Metazoa; Chordata; Actinopteri; Osteoglossiformes; Mormyridae
Gene: gtpbp8
Product: GTP binding protein 8 (putative)
Exons: 7
Coding region: 143-1018 (291 amino acids)
Cellular component (GO): mitochondrion
Molecular function (GO): GTP binding
Source: RefSeq, a predicted model, not a curated record